Messenger RNA from Penicillium digitatum Pd1, 1566 nucleotides. RefSeq lists its product as uncharacterized. The record is from RefSeq and is a predicted model, not a curated record. Lineage: Eukaryota; Fungi; Ascomycota; Eurotiomycetes; Eurotiales; Aspergillaceae.
AUGGCGGGCGUCGCUACGGCAUAUUCUGCAGAUGCCUUAGCAUCGCCUGUGGAUGGCUCGCCAUGGGAUUUUGCGGUGCCACUUGUGGACGAGGAAAGUUACCACUCAUCGAAACGACGCAACUCGCAUGACUCGAACUCCACCCGCGCAAAGUUUUCUCGGCAGCGUGCCUCGAACGGCUCACGCAGCUCCUCGGUCUCGCGCAAUGCCUACGCACAUGAACCGCCCUACUUAGCCUCAACCCGAGGACGGAAGGAACCCAGUCUCAACCGACGUGGGAGUGAAGCAAGCCGUGUGCGAGAUGCUUUGGGUCUCGAGGGAGCUGGUCGCAAAGAGUCCGAGGAAGGUGAUGAUGGCCCCAAAUUACACCUGGAUGGACAGACGAAUCAGGAACAAUGGAUUCACCGAGACAAGCUGGCGAAGAUUGAGAGUGAGGAGCUCCACCAGGCAACCAUUCUCUUCCAGCGACGAAUGAGAGGAGAAAGCAAAUCGAGCGUGGGACGUGGGAGGAGCCAUGAUAUGCAGCAGACUGCUAAUGGGACUGGUACUCCGACCUCACCCACGACAGAAUACUCCGAACCCUGGCCGAAAGUGAAAGAAGAACCCGGCAAGCGGGAUGUAACUGGUAACGUAGAUGGCAAUGUGCGGGAGCAUUGGGAUCUCCGCCGACCAGAGGAGAUUGCCGCAGAUGACGCAGCCGCCAGCAUCUACAGCCAGCCAAGCCUUGGAAAAAGCGCCUCCCGAAUACCCAUCUCUACAGUCAGUCCGGUUCCCAUCUCUGGCGCAAUGGGCCGCGAUUCUCGCAGUUCACAGAACCGUGCCGCAACAGAUGAAGAUGAACGGCCGUCACACGGCCGCAGAGCCAGUGGGCAUAUCGACAUUGAGAAAUAUCGUUCGACUCCUUCUCCAGAAAGCCGACCAGACAGCUGUGGAUUAGGCAGUGCACAGAGCCCCCCGGGCAAGAAGACAGUCAAGAGCACAGGCGCUACCAACCGAAAGACCCCUGCUCCAUCCACGAACAGGAAGGCGAGCGCUCCUCGAUCUCGUGCUGUCUCCGGGAACAACAUGCAGCGCCCUACCACCCGGCCAGGUGAAAAUCGUUCUCCAGUAGCUGUUAACCGGCCUGAAGGAGAUCCGCCGUGGUUGGCAACCAUGUACAAGCCCGAUCCUCGCCUUCCACCAGACCAACAGAUGAUUCCGACCGUCGCCAAAAAGAUCAUGCAGGAACAGUGGGAGAAGGAAGGCCGGACACCGAAUACGUACGACCGCAACUUCGCGCCCCUCGCAGUGCACCCAUUCGACGCGCCAGCUCCCGUAGCCACAAAGGUCGAGCCAGAACAGCAACCGGUUGAGACUCUAGAGCUGGAAGAGUUGCCCCCUCAGUCGUCCAAGAGCCCAGAACCACCCCGUCCAAACACGAGUACCGGCUACAGCACCAUGCCCAAGGUGCAGGACACCCCCCCAAUGGGGCUGCCACCAAACCCCAACCCUAACUGGAGCCCUCCAGUUGUCACUGCGCAGCAGCCACCGAAGAAAGAGAAGAGUGGAUGCUGCAUUGUGAUGUGA